AUGCGUCGCCUGGCCGGGCUGUCAAAGGAAGACCUGCUGAAGAAAGUUGAGGCACUCGAAGAACAGCUGGCAGCCACAGAAACGGGGCGACAGGACCAUAGCUGGGGAGAGGCUUCGUUGGUAAGGCGUCAGUCUACCUUUUCCGCCGAGUCCGAUCGAGAUGUGCCACAGUCUCUUUCGACAGACACGCCAAGUGACCCAAGGACAGAUGGAGGCAGGGAAUUUCCUUUAGACUUUUCACCUCCUUCUCCAGGACCGGUGUCGCUCUGCCCGUCUCUGGACACAGCAGAAGCCCCGCGCCAUCUUACAUAUGAAGCGCAAGACACACCAAAUGACCCAUCUCGCUCAUCAAUACGUGUCACCGAAGAAGAAGGGCUACCGCUACUAGAGACAUAUUUGGAGAGUCUUCAUAGGAGAAUACCGUUUUGUGAUUACACGGACCUCCUGACGACUCUUAAAACCCAGCCAUCUCUGUCUGCUUCUGGCAUGGGGUUGUAUCGCCUUUACAUGGCGUGUACAAUUGGUGCCACAAUCAAAGCACUCACAGGCACUUCUCGAUCUCUAAAUCCCGGCAGAUACUUACAAAGAGCUUUGAAGGUGAAGGAAUCAUUAGACGAAGGCGAUCUGAUUGCGCAAACAGAAGCUGUGUUCUGGAUGGUUCUGUACAAGCUUCGAUUUUCCUUCUCAUCAAGUGUGUGGUAUCUCAUCGGCCUCGCUGUGAGGACUGCUGUGGAUGCUGACCUUCACCCCCACCGGAGGCAGAACGACGGCUUCGACUAUUUUGGUCGGUUUAUACAAUCGAGAGAAAUAUCUGUUGGUCACUACAACGACCGUUCAGCUUAUCCGACCAAGAUAUCGAUGCUCAGAUGCCUUCAAUAG
Messenger RNA from Clonostachys solani, 879 nucleotides. The record is from the annotation of a GenBank genome assembly. NCBI's taxonomy places the organism in Eukaryota, Fungi, Ascomycota, Sordariomycetes, Hypocreales, Bionectriaceae.